This is a messenger RNA of Coccidioides immitis RS, 396 nucleotides long. RefSeq lists its product as uncharacterized. Lineage: Eukaryota; Fungi; Ascomycota; Eurotiomycetes; Onygenales; Onygenaceae. The record is from RefSeq and is a predicted model, not a curated record. The coding region runs from base 1 to 396 and encodes 131 amino acids. The transcript has 3 exons.
AUGCUCAUCAAGCUGUCACUGCAGUCGGGGCGGCACGGGCUGGAUCUGUACCUCUCUCGGGCUCUGUGCUUGAUUUUGGGUCGGAUAUUUCGUACUGAUGCAUCCCUCGCUGGCCAGCAGCUCAAUGCCUGGAAGUGGGAUGCUCUCCGGCAAUGGAACGGACUCGUCAUCGUACUGAGAGUUGCCAACGGAGAGCCAUGGAGCGACAAGGCGAUAAGGGAUACGAUCGAUAAUGAGAACCCUGGCAAAGUCGAUGACUGGGAGUGCUUCGCACUAGUUAGCGCUCCUGACUGGCCGCAAUCAAAGGUUUGUUUCCGGGCGUCGACCGUAGUUACACGACUAUCUGAUUUGCAAAGGCCAGUAGUUAACUACUCUGUGGAUGUGAUGAUGAAAUAA